This is a messenger RNA of Pistacia vera, 794 nucleotides long. RefSeq lists its product as uncharacterized. NCBI's taxonomy places the organism in Eukaryota, Viridiplantae, Streptophyta, Magnoliopsida, Sapindales, Anacardiaceae. Bases 134 to 649 code for a protein of 171 amino acids. The transcript has a single exon. The record is from RefSeq and is a predicted model, not a curated record.
GACAAACGGACACGUGGAUAUAAUACUUUAUGCCACCUAGCAAUUCCCAAUUUCCUUUUAUAGCUAAAACUCAGACAAGAACUCUCCAGAUUAAACUUUCAAAUUCAGUUUGCCCAGUUCAGUUUCAAGAUCCAUGGAAGCUGCAAAAGAAGAUUCACGUUUGCUGAACAAGAUAAUCCCACCACGCCUCGAAGAUGCGGGUCUCGAAGACUGUGCUUUGCCGCCUGACGCCAUCAAGGAAGCCUUUUUUAAAGCCGCCUCCGUUGUCAAGUCACGCGCCACCUCUUUCUUCCACAGCGACGACGAAGAGGAAGACUGCCUGGACGACCCCUGGCCCCAGACCAAGGACGUUUCCGACACUGUGGUAGGAGUUUCCUCGCUCCCGGAGGCGACUGGGCCGUGUGGGGUGGUGAAGGGUGGUGGGGUUGUGGAGGAGGGUGAAGAUAAAGUGGUGGUCACAGGUGGGGGUGGUGGUGAUGACGUGGCAGAGGAAAAGUAUGACGUGGUGGUGGGUGGUGCUGGUGACGUGGCGGAGGGAAAGGGAGGGAGUGGGUGCGUUGAAGGGUUAAAGGGCUUGAAGAUUGAAGAUAAAGAGAAGAAGGAAAAUAAAGAGAGUGAGAGGCCAACUUUGGUUAAAGGAUUUGUGUGAGAUUAGAUUAAUUAAAUAAUAAUUAGUAUAAAUUAUUCAAAUGGAAGUGUUUUUGAUUUUUGUUUUUGUUGUUGCUGUUGCUGUUGUUGUACUUCAGUUAUGAAAUGUUAAACAAAUUUUCGAAAUGUUAUUCAAUUCUGGUAAA